Molecule: messenger RNA, 898 nt
Organism: Quercus robur (English oak)
Lineage: Eukaryota; Viridiplantae; Streptophyta; Magnoliopsida; Fagales; Fagaceae
Product: 2-oxoglutarate-dependent dioxygenase 19-like
Exons: 2
Coding region: 1-618 (205 amino acids)
Source: RefSeq, a predicted model, not a curated record
AUGGCUAACAAGUUUAUUUACUGGCCUUGUUGCAAUUGCUGCAGUGAGCUUUCAUUAGAGUAUUGCGAAAGAACACGAGGACUAGCAAGGGAAUUACUUAAAGCAAUAUCAGAGAGUUUAGGGUUGGAACCCUUCUACAUUGAGAAGGUCAUGAAUUUAGAUAAAGGUUUACAAAUUUUAUAUGCAAACUUUUACCCACCCUGUCCACAACCAGAACUUGCAAUGGGCUUGCCACCACAUUCGGACCAUGGCCUCUUGUCUCUUGUCACACACAAUGGAAUUGGUGGCUUCCAACUACAACACAAUGGGAUGUGGGUCAAUGUCAAUGCCAUUCACAACUCCUUUCUAGUCAACAUUGCUGAUCAACUUGAGAUUUUAAGUAAUGGGAAAUACAAGAGUAUUCUACAUCGAGCAGUAGUAAACAAAAAAGUCACAAGGAUAUCACUUGUCAUGACCAAUGGACCACCACUCAAUAAGAUUGUCAACCCAGCACCAGAGUUAGUAAACAAUGGAAUUGAUCAACCUGCAUACCAUGGGAUAACGUAUAAAGAAUACUUGCAAUGUCGACAAAGCAACAGUCUUGAUGGGAAAGGCAACUUGGGUCGCAUACGCAUCUAAAUUGUGUGAAGUAAGAGCUUUUUUCCUGAGGACACUAUAAAUGGCUAUAGCGCAUGUGUACUUAAUUGGACAAAGUGUCCAUCAAAUGCUCCACUCCAUUUGAUGAGAUACGAUACAAAGAUGUAUGCAAUUAAUUUUAAACAUGUAUCCAUAUCAUAUUAGAUCUAACUAGUACAUUCGAGCACUAAACCCAAGACAAACCCUAGCUAUUUAACUUCUUGUAUAAGGUUUUAUCAUCUAUUAUUAGUGAGUGUCUUUGUGCAUAGCAAACUUAUUACUG